AUGAAGAAAACCAUAUUGGUUAUUGGUGGAACAGGUGCCCAGGGUGUACCGGUCGUGAAAGCCCUGGCCACUAACUCGAAGUACGACAUCCGCGUUCUCACGAGGAACGCGUCUUCAAAAGAUGCUCAGCAGCUAGGAAGCCUCCCGGGUGUAUCUAUGUUUGAAGGAAACACCUAUGACGAGAAUACCCUUCGCCAAGCAUUCAAAAAUAUAAAUUGUGUCUUCGUCAAUACUAAUGGCUUUGCUAUUGGUGAAAAGUCAGAAAUAUAUUGGGGCAUCAGGCUCUACGAACUUUCUCAGGAAUACAAACUCGAGCAUUUCGUCUAUGCUGGCCUAGAGUAUGGUACUAAGCUUGGCAAUUUCAAUCCCAAGUACAGAUGCGGUCAUUUGGAUGGCAAGGGCAAGGUCGUGCAGUUUAUCUCCGCGCAGCCGACGUCCCCUAUGGCAUGGUCUGUGUUGACAUCGUGUAUGUAUAUGGAGGCUUUGUCGGAAUUCCUGCGCCCGUUUCCUGAUCCUGAAAACCCGGGUACGAUGAUUUUUACGGCACCCCUUGGGGGAGGGAAGUGUCCUCUUAUCUAUCUUGAGGACUAUGGAGCGUACGCGAGAUGGAUGUUUGACAGGCCUGCUCAAAGCAAUGGGCUCGAGUUACACGUUGCGACCGAAGAUAUCAGCUGGAAGGAUCUCGCAUACGCAUUUACAGAAGUCACUGGUCAAAAGGCAGAAUACAAAGACGUCACCUUGGAUGAGUAUUUCAAGCUUGGGAUCCUGGAUCCGACUGUCAAAGUUGGCCAUUCAACAGAUCCCACGGAUUCGACGUUGCUCACUUACAGAGAGAACUUCACAGGGUUCUGGAAUACGUGGAAGGACGAUCUGACUAAGAGGGAUUAUCAACUUUUGGAUACGAUUCUGCCGAUGAGAGUGAAGUCCGUGAAAGAGUGGAUGAGAAGGACAUGCUAUAACGGAAAGCCCAGGUCUCUGCUGAAAGACUACAGGGACAGAGCUGCGAAGUAG
Molecule: messenger RNA, 1011 nt
Organism: Penicillium pulvis
Lineage: Eukaryota; Fungi; Ascomycota; Eurotiomycetes; Eurotiales; Aspergillaceae
Product: NmrA/HSCARG family protein
Exons: 2
Coding region: 1-1011 (336 amino acids)
Source: RefSeq, a predicted model, not a curated record